AGAAGCUGUGCGAUGCAGUCCCACGUCCCCCGGUCGAAACAGCUCGGAGCCUCGUAUUUGGCCCCUUCAAUUCUUCCACACCGUAUGCUUGCCAGUGGUACAAGAACGAUGUCUUCAUGCUGCUGAUGUCUUGGACAAAUAAGCCCAGCGCACUGCGCCCGCUGUCCCACUACCCCACGAGACCUGUCAAGGCUGCUGUUGGUUGCCCAUAAAACAUCUGUCUACAGCUCGCAACGUUGAGGCCCGGGCUAUAAGAAUGGACGUGAGAACAAUGAGCAAGACAAAUCCCCGACGCGAGAAUCCGAGUGCCCUCUCUAACAAUGUCUCUUUCUUAACCAAACAUUGAAUCGGUAAGAAUACGAUCAAGCUCUCAGCGGCAAUAAUACUAAGAUUCACGCCCAAUCAACGUCUUCAACAUGGCCGAAAAAAACCCUCCUGUGCCAGUUCCUACGUACGAACAUAUGCACGAGACCAAUCAACCAAGCAUGACCCACCCACCCCCGGCGUAUGCGCAGCCUCCAAUGGAAACAAUACAACCCUCGGUGGAGGCUCGUCAACCGCUCGAUUCUUCGCAGAACUUCUAUGCGGGAACUCAUCACACGAGCGGAUACAACACUGCGACAGCCCUGCAUGCGCUUCAACGAGGUCCAGCGCCAGUGGACUGUCCAGUUUGCGGGCACCGUGAGAUGACGCGAGUGCAAGCGGAGGCGGGAAAUACUACACAUGCAUGGGCCGCCGUGACUUGCAUUUGCUGCUGUCUGGGAUGCAUUCCAUACCUGAUGUCGUCGCUCAAAGAUGUGCACCACUACUGCGGAAAAUGUGGUGCAUUACUGGCAACCUGGCACAACAGCGGACGGACAGAUGUACAUCAGCGCAACUGAUGGUGUUCAGUUGAUCUUGAUGGCUUGUGGUGGUGAUACGGAACUGCGUUUCUUAUAACGAUUGUCGAUAUACCAUUUUCAAUGCCUUGCAACGAAGCGAGGCUAUAAAUAAUUGGAUGUUCUUUUGCUUUGUGACGAUCUUUCAAUGACCAUUGAACAAGCUAUUGACCGUGAUAUGAUUUAUCAUUGUUUUAGUGGAUCACUGCACCGGAAAAGAUAAUCUCGAGAUGCAAAUGGUGGCCUGCUGAUCAGACUGCUGCGCCCCUGUGGCUGUGAUCUCCAGGCCAAGACUUCCGACAGCUAACAAUCCUGCAGCCCGUGACGUGCUAGUGAAAGAGAAUCAUUGGCUCUUCUUUCAAGCACUACAAAACUCAUUUUGAUUAUCA
Messenger RNA from Aspergillus saccharolyticus JOP 1030-1, 1267 nucleotides. RefSeq names its product LITAF-like zinc ribbon domain-containing protein. Lineage: Eukaryota; Fungi; Ascomycota; Eurotiomycetes; Eurotiales; Aspergillaceae. The coding region runs from base 417 to 881 and encodes 154 amino acids. The record is from RefSeq and is a predicted model, not a curated record. Gene Ontology annotation, molecular function: zinc ion binding. The transcript has 3 exons.